GUAUCUUCCCGCGGGGCGCGGGUGGGGAGCCUGUGCACCGGCACCUGCUCCUCCCUCUUCUCGUCCAUCUUGCGGGUGAGUCCUGCGCCCACACCGCGUCUGCCGCCCCUGCCUUAGUUCCCCGGAAAGCGGCUCGCAAUGGGCCGGACCGUGGUCGUGCUGGGUGGAGGCAUCAGCGGCUUGGCCGCCAGUUACCACCUGAGCCGGGGCCCCAAGCCCCUCAAGGUGGUCCUGGUGGAGGGCAGCGAGCGUCUGGGAGGCUGGAUCCGCUCUGUACGAGGGCCGGGUGGUGCUGUCUUCGAACUUGGGCCUCGAGGAAUUCGGCCUGCAGGAGCUCUGGGAGCCCGGACCCUCCUCAUGGUUUCUGAGCUUGGCUUGGACUCAGAAGUGUUACCUGUCCGAGGAGACCAUCCAGCUGCCCAGAACAGGUUCCUGUAUGUGGGCGGUGCCCUGCAUGCCCUGCCUUCUGGCAUCAGGGGGCUACUCAGCCCUUCACCUCCCUUCUCCAAACCUCUGUUGUGGGCUGGGCUGAGGGAGCUGACCACACCCCCAGGCAAAGACCCUGAUGAGACUGUGCACAGCUUUGCAGAGCGCCGCCUUGGACCUGAGGUGGCAUCUCUGGCCAUGGACAGUCUCUGCCGUGGAGUGUUUGCAGGCAACAGCCGCGAGCUCAGCGUCCGGUCCUGCUUUCCCAGUCUCUUUCAAGCUGAGCAGACCCAUCGUUCCGUAUUACUGGGGCUGCUGCUGGGGGCAGGACAGAGCUCACAGCCAGACUCAGCACUCAUUCGCCAGGCCCGAGCUGAGCGCUGGAGUCAGUGGUCACUACGAGGAGGGCUGGAGAUGUUGCCCCAGGCGCUUAACCACCACCUGACCAGUAGUGGGGUCACUGUUCUCAGAGGCCAGCCAGUCUGUGGGCUCAGCCUCCAGACAGAAGGACACUGGAAGGUGUCUCUAGGGGACAGCUGCCUGGAAGCUGACCAUGUUAUUAGUGCUCUUCCCGCUUCAGUGCUCAGCAAGCUGCUCCCUGCUGAGGCUGCCCCUCUGGCUCGUGUCCUGAGCACCAUCACUGCUGUGUCGGUGGCUGUGGUGAACCUGCAGUACCGAGGAGCCCGUCUGCCUGUCCAGGGGUUUGGACAUUUGGUGCCAUCCUCAGAAGACCCAGCCAUCUUGGGAAUCGUGUACGACUCAGUUGCUUUCCCGGAGCAGGAUGGUAGCCCCCCUGGCCUCAGAGUGACGGUGAUGCUCGGAGGUUCCUGGUUACAGACGCUGGAAGCCAGGGGAACUGGCUUAUCCCAGGAACUGCUCCAACAGCAGGCACAGGAAGCAGCUGCCACACAGUUAGGGCUGAAGGGGCCACCGAGCCACUGCCUGGUCCACCUGCACAGGAACUGCAUCCCCCAGUAUACACUAGGCCACUGGAAGAAACUGGAGUCAGCGACCCAUUUCCUGGCUGCUAACGGGCUGCCCCUGACUCUGGCCGGAGCCUCCUAUGCGGGGGUUGCUGUCAACGACUGUAUAGAGAGUGGGCGCCAGGCAGCAGCCCGGGCCCUGGGCUUAGAACUUGAUGGGUGAUCCUCACACCCACCUCUUGUUGCCCUGCUGGCCCAGAGUCUCACCGUGACAAUAAAAGUUGCUGGAGCUUG
Messenger RNA from Molossus molossus (Pallas's mastiff bat), 1643 nucleotides. RefSeq names its product protoporphyrinogen oxidase (gene PPOX). Bases 139 to 1572 code for a protein of 477 amino acids. Gene Ontology annotation, biological process: heme biosynthetic process. Gene Ontology annotation, molecular function: protoporphyrinogen oxidase activity, oxygen as acceptor. The record is from RefSeq and is a predicted model, not a curated record. Gene Ontology annotation, cellular component: mitochondrial inner membrane. NCBI's taxonomy places the organism in Eukaryota, Metazoa, Chordata, Mammalia, Chiroptera, Molossidae. The transcript is spliced from 13 exons.